AUGACUCACGCUUAUGAUAAUUAUUACAACGAGUUUCAAAAAAACGCAGAACUACAGCAAAAUCUGAAGUACCAAAAGAAAUAUCGAAGGUUAAAAAGGAUUAUAAAGGACACAGUUUUUGAAAAUGCUGCAUUAUGCGAUCAAGUUGCACAGAUGCAAGAAAAUCUCAUGCUCGUGAAGGAAGAGAGACUGUACCUUUUACGUAAAUUAUGUCAACAACAGGGGGACAUAGAUCCUUCUACUAUGAUAGCCAGAUGUCAAUCAAACAGUAUUAAUUCCAUACCAUUUAAUCCUGAAUGCUCUACACCUAAGAAAACUGCAAAAAAAAGAGUUUCGACCGAUGGGACAGAAACAAAGAAUAAAGCUAAACGUUAUAACAAAACCAUGCGAAGAGUAGUUCAAUUAAUACCAUUGGACGUACAUGGGAGACCUAUAUUUCCUAUUUCUUUGGGUGAUCUCACUGUUUACUCUCUAGGAGAAGUAGUGUCAGAUAGGAUAGCUUAUCACACAGAAGAUCUCAUUUAUCCAGUAGGUUAUUGCAGUACAAGAGUAUACGCUAAUUUAAGAGAUGUAAAAACAAAAAGUCUGUACACAUGUAAGAUAUUAGAUGGUGGACCAAAACCAAGGUAUAAAGUUGCAUCAGUAAAAAUAGGAUCUACUCCUGAUGAAUGCCAUUCAAAAUUAUUGUUAGCAAUUUCUCCUGUACUACGAUCAAUAACACCAAAGGGUGCUGACUUUUUUGGUAUUUCACACCCUACUAUUCAAAAUCUAAUACAGAGCACACCUGGCACACGUAAGCUGGCCAUGUACAAACAGCAGCGUUUCGAAGUAAGUAAGAGUCAAUCAAUGGAAAGAGGCAUGAGUCCAAUAAUGGAUGAAGAAGCAGAUCCAGGACUUGGAUUUACUGCUUUACACAGGCAUUAUGCUUUAACAAAUUCUUAUAGGAUUAAGGAAGAACCUUCAGAUCAUGAUCUUUUAACUCUUCAAGAACUGCUUGCAUAGCUUUCAUUUUGUUAUUGGCACAUUUUAUAAUACUGAGAGCAAAAGGUAUCAAGCAUUAAUGUGUAAAUAUUGAACCAUUUUACAAUACUUAUUAGUCUGCAGUGUAUAAAACGAUUUUAUUGACC
Dufourea novaeangliae is the source of this 1127-nucleotide messenger RNA. RefSeq names its product transforming growth factor beta regulator 1. The record is from RefSeq and is a predicted model, not a curated record. Lineage: Eukaryota; Metazoa; Arthropoda; Insecta; Hymenoptera; Halictidae. Gene Ontology annotation, cellular component: nucleus. Gene Ontology annotation, biological process: regulation of cell cycle.